AUUCAGAUUUUUAAUUUUCUAAUAACGUGAAACUGGGACCGGGCUCAUCCAGCCCACUUGGAUAAGCAAUCAGGCUUUGCAACGGGCCCUGGAGUCCACUGGACCUGAUAAUUGAUCUUUGUCGUGUAGGCUUGUAGUUGCUGGUCAAGCGUUGCUGUCUUCGCCGUUGCCCGUGACCGAAAAACAAAAAAAAAAGGUAAAAAGUUGGAGCUUUUACCAAUUAGCAGCCAUUAGCGUCAUAGAAGAAGAGACUGGAGUCAGAGAAAGAAAGAGAGAAGAAGAAUAGAAUAAUCGGAGAUGGAAGACGGACAAAUCUGGUCCUAUAGGCGAUGUAGACUGAAGUUUUUGGUAGGCUUACUGUUAUUUUGCACAAUUUGUUGUUCAAUCAGAGAGGUAAGUGCAUCGAUUCAUGAGUACCAAAACGAAGCGUUUAUUCCACGGUCCAAUGGCUUCUUCUCCCAUGGCGGCAGUGAAGGCCUCUACUCUUCUAAGGUUCAUGAUUCCUCUGAUUCUUCCUCUGAUAAGCCCCUCCAAGGAAAAUCCUUCAUCAGGUUUGAAGAUGUCACCUUUGUUAGGACAAAGGAGGCUGCCAGUAAGCAGAACGAAAUGCAGGAGAGCACUGGAUUGGUAGAAGCCAUCAUAUUUGAGGUGAAAGACAGAGAAAGGAUUGGAGGGGCAUUCCUAAAAACUAAUGCGAUAUGCUGUCACCCUACUCUUGCUCAGACUGGGUCCUGUACACUAGGAGAGGUAAUUAUCCAGAAAGACCAAGACAACCAAGACUGGCCCAAACGCAUUCGAACCUCCUUUGCGGGAAAAAAUGAAGAAGCUAUAAUGAAACCUGAAACUGUGGAAAUAAAUGCUACUGGAAUGUACUACCUUUAUUUCAUGUUUUGCAAUCCAGAACUUAAGGGAACCUUGAUCAAGGGAAGGACUGUAUGGAAGAAUCCUAAUGGUUAUUUACCUGGGAAGAUGACUCCUCUGAUGACAUUUUAUGGAAUCAUGUCUUUGGCUUACCUUGCACUAGGACUAAUCUGGUUCUUAAGGUUUGUUCAAUUCUGGAAGGACGUCAUACAGCUGCACUACCACAUCACAGCAGUCAUUGCACUUGGAAUGUGUGAAAUGGCUGUAUGGUAUUUUGAAUAUGCUAAUUUUAAUUCAACUGGAUCAAGGCCGAUGGGUGUUACACUGUGGGCUGUCACCUUUAGGACUGUGAAGAAGACCUUAUCUCGCCUCCUCCUUUUGGUUGUCUCCAUGGGUUAUGGUGUAGUAAAGCCAACCCUUGGUGGUAUAACAUCAAGAGUACUUCUUCUUGGUCUGAUAUAUUUUAUUGCCUCAGAGGCACUUGAGCUAGUUGAACAUCUAGGGAACAUCAAUGACUUGUCUAAGAAAACAGAAUUAUUUUUAGUGCUUCCUGUUGCUUUCCUAGAUUCCUGCUUUAUCGUCUGGAUCUUCUCAUCUCUAUCAAAAACUUUAGAGAAGCUUCAGAUGAGGAGAAACACAGCUAAACUAGAUCUAUACCGAAAGUUUACCAAUUCUCUUGCAGUCUCUGUUCUGCUUUCCAUUGCUUGGAUUGGCUUUGAGCUUUACUUUAAUGCAACUGACCCACUAAGUGAGCUAUGGCAAGUUGCUUGGAUCAUUCCUGCUUUCUGGACUCUGCUUGCAUACUCUCUUUUGGUGGUGAUUUGUAUCCUCUGGGCUCCUUCACGUAACCCAACCAGAUAUGCAUAUUUGGAGGAGACAGGAGAGGACUUCGAGGAGGAGGGUAUCUCUUUAACAAGCAGUGUGGAUAUUGCAACUAAGCUAGAAAGGAAGGGACUGGGAGAAGAUCUUGAGGAGGAUAAGCGAGAGUAGAUGAAUAUCACCGCCCAGCACAAAGGUGAAUUCCCUGCUAUAGCUACAGUUGCAUAUUCAGGAAUUUUUCUACAAAUUUCAUAUGCAAUUUGUGUUUUAUGUACAAAGCUUUGUGGAUGGAAGGUUGCUAGAUAGAAGAGUUUGAUGCGACUUGAAGAUUACAGCUAACUGUUAGUCAAUGAAACAAAUAAAUGUGUCCUUUGAUUCUCAUGGUA
Messenger RNA from Hevea brasiliensis (rubber tree), 2066 nucleotides. RefSeq lists its product as uncharacterized. NCBI's taxonomy places the organism in Eukaryota, Viridiplantae, Streptophyta, Magnoliopsida, Malpighiales, Euphorbiaceae. The transcript is spliced from 5 exons. Gene Ontology annotation, cellular component: Golgi apparatus; membrane. Gene Ontology annotation, biological process: transport. Bases 298 to 1851 code for a protein of 517 amino acids. The record is from RefSeq and is a predicted model, not a curated record.